Mus caroli (Ryukyu mouse) is the source of this 3549-nucleotide messenger RNA. It is a transcript of the gene Zdhhc3, whose product is annotated as zDHHC palmitoyltransferase 3. Lineage: Eukaryota; Metazoa; Chordata; Mammalia; Rodentia; Muridae. Gene Ontology annotation, molecular function: palmitoyltransferase activity. The record is from RefSeq and is a predicted model, not a curated record.
UGGCCGCUCCCGCAGCCGCGGCUGCCGCCACCGCCUGGAGCUCCAUGGGCUUCUCCUUCGCACCGCCCCGUGUGAGGCCGAGUCCCGCAAGCCGUGGUGCCGGGUGCCCGAGCCAUCGCGGACGCUGGCGGCUGGGCCCCGGGGCAGCAGCAGGCGGCGCGGGACUGCUAGCUGCCUACAGAUUGACGAUGCCAGUAUGGACAGAAUAGCUUAUGAUGCUUAUCCCCACCCAUCACUUCCGAGACAUUGAGCGGAAACCAGAAUACCUCCAGCCAGAGAAGUGUGCCCCACCUCCCUUCCCUGGUCCUACGGGAGCCAUGUGGUUUAUCCGAGAUGGCUGUGGCAUUGCUUGUGCCAUUGUCACCUGGUUUCUGGUCCUCUAUGCGGAGUUUGUAGUCCUCUUUGUCAUGCUGGUUCCAUCCCGAGACUACGCGUACAGCAUCAUCAACGGAAUUGUGUUCAACCUGCUGGCCUUCCUGGCCCUGGCCUCCCACUGCCGGGCCAUGCUGACGGACCCCGGGGCAGUGCCCAAAGGAAAUGCCACUAAAGAGUUCAUCGAGAGCCUUCAGCUGAAGCCUGGGCAGGUGGUGUACAAGUGUCCCAAGUGCUGCAGCAUCAAGCCCGACCGGGCACACCACUGCAGUGUUUGUAAGCGGUGCAUUCGCAAGAUGGACCACCACUGUCCUUGGGUCAACAACUGUGUCGGCGAGAACAACCAGAAGUACUUUGUCCUAUUCACAAUGUACAUAGCUCUCAUUUCCUUGCACGCCCUCAUCAUGGUGGGAUUCCACUUCCUGCAUUGCUUUGAAGAAGACUGGACAAAGUGCAGCUCCUUCUCACCGCCCACCACAGUCAUCCUGCUCAUCCUGCUGUGCUUCGAGGCCCUGCUCUUCCUCAUUUUCACAUCAGUGAUGUUUGGGACCCAAGUACACUCCAUCUGCACAGAUGAGACGGGUAUUGAACGCCUCCAACGAACAAAACAGCCCAGGGAGCAGUCGGGCAGCUGGAAGUCGGUCCAGGAGGCUUUUGGUGGGAACUUUUCCCUGAACUGGUUCAACCCUUUCACCAGACCUUGUCAACCAGAGACACCCAUUGACAAGGGCUUGGUACGUCAAGUGUCAUCUCUGUCAGACGUGGACAACAUGGAAACAGCUGAGAGCCAAUUGGAGGCGACAAAAGACAGGGACUCUGUGGAGGUGCUAGAUGAAUAGAGGUCAUGGAGGAUAAGACACCAACAGUGGCUGCUACCCUGAUGAGUGUUACCAACUCUGUCACCCCACACUUUUUUUUCCAUUAGGAUUGGGGUCGGGGGAUAGGAAGGGCAAUAGAGGGUACAGGAGAGUAGGGACUUUCUCUGAGUUCCUCUUAGCAGGAUGUGCCAAAAGUGAUCCAGCAAGGGAAAUGGUGACCAGGAUGUCAGGGGUGGGGGAUCCACUUCUGCUUCUUGAGGGCUGUCUUGGGGAGGCUGAGGAUCUUGGGGAAGGAAUGCUCUAACAUCAAAGAAGACCAGCCUGGAAGGCUAGAGAAACUCCAGCCAUUUCCAGGAAAGGGAUUCCUUGGCUGGCUGACUCGAAAUCAACAAAGGAGGGGCUGCUGAGCCUGCCUUCAGGGCUUGGGCUUGGUUGAAGAGCACCCUACAUGCAUGCAUACAUGCAUGCAUACAUACGUACAGAGCCUACCCAAAUGGAAAUGAGCCUGAGUUAUGACAGUAUCGCCAUCCUAUAGAUACUAGACUCUUCCCUGAGACAACAAGGCAGCCAGCCUUUCUAUAGCCACAAGCAUGCAUUCCUAGAAGAGCUAGGUGAAGACAUAUAUUGAAUUCCUGGUAAAAGUCUGUAAGACAUGGGGACAGGUGCAACAAGAAAUGGCCUCCUUUGCAUUUUAGAGCAGCGCCCAAGACGGUGCCUCACAGAAAACUGCAUUGCUAGACCUAAUGACACAUGACUUAUUCCCAACAUUUAGAGCUGGCAAGUGAACCUGUUGCUUUGAAGAGAACCUGGUCCACAUGGUUCUGGCUACAUAGUGAAACCCUGUUUUAAAAACAGUGAAGAACUGUGUGGUGGCCAGGACAUGCAGACUGUUAAGCCAGGAAGACCCCAGGCACUGCUCUCCCAGGAUGAGCUUGGACCUAGUCUGUUCACUGGAGCUUGAGGUAUCUGGCUGUUACUGAUAGUCUGGGCAGGCUCCUGCACUCCCCAGUCCAUUGCAGUGGUGGCUGAAGCAGCAGCUUCUGCAGUCUAACCAGUUAGAUAGUCUCAAGAAACACACCCAGCUCAACUCACCCCUUCAACCAUUCCCCAGUGUGGCUGUCACUGACCCUGGCAGAGGAUCGUAUCACAGCUCCUCUAGCUCUGCGGAAGGGCAGGAGUCCUGGGCCAGUGGAACCUGUGACCUCUGUGACACGAGUCAAUCGAGGUACUGUCUCAGGACCCUGAGAAAAGAAAGCUGUGGGGAGCCAAGUGGUGGUUGAUUCAUGGGCAGCAUCCUAGGUGGUGCCACAGAGUGUCAGCAGGACUUCAGCAUUAGCAGACGUGGCCUACUCCACCCCACUGCAAGUGCACUUCCUCCAAGCAGGUCUGCUUUAACAUUUAUUAACAAUAACAUGAGGAACCCAAGUUGUCCCUAAUCUUGGCACUAUGUGGAAAAACCUGUAGGACCUCCGACCCCAAACAGACCUGGACGGCCCAGGUGCUGGACCAUAACCAGAGAUUCCAUACCAGGGAGAAAUCAGAGCUAGUGACUAGGUCCCCAAGGAGCAGCAGUUAAAUUAAGGAAGGAGCUUUGGAGUCAGGAUUUGUUAACUGAAUGUCCUGUACACUGAGGCUAAAACCAGUCUUGCGUGGAGACAGCUUGACCUGCAGCAGAGAAACCUCCCAGCCCACAGCCAUUUCCUCUAGAGUGCUUUUCCUGGAAAGGUUGAAGUGUGCAUUUUGCUCCCAGUUUUAGGUUUUCCAUACUUCUCAGCUAACCCAUUACCAUGUCAGGCCUCAGCCAUAUUUCUUCUGUGUCCAAGAGGUACUGGACAGCCAGGAUCAUGUAGGUAGUAGUCUGUCCAGCCCUGGGCCUUGUGCCUUCACACCAGAACCCAAUGGCCUUCUCUCCACGGAAACUCCUGAGAUUCUACUCAGCACUGCAGCUGAUAAGAGGAGGCCCAGUGUUUCUGGGCCGGAGGGCUGCUUGCACACCUGCCUCUUGCUUUGAAUAGUAGUUCUCUGGCCUACCUCUGCGGCUAGAGGCGCCAAUUUUUUUAGCAGGAGAUCCUAGCCCAAAGCCUUGGACAACAUCCUUCCUCUCGGGUCUAGUGUGUAAAACAAGUGUCACAGACACUAACUGAAUUCAUGGGGUUACUAACUGACCCUCCAUGGCCCCAGCAUAGAAAGAGGUUAUUCCACAAGCAUGUACCAGACAUCUACACACCACAGAGGUGGGCAUCUGGGCAAAAAGGAGUCAGGACUUGGGGUUUUCUGGUUUCAAGAAUGAAGGAAAGAUGACAGGUUUUAAAUUAACUUGACACAAGCUAAAGGUAUUUGAGAAGAGAGAAUCUCAAUU